AAGAAGAGGAAUCGGAAGAGCCAUGGCGGGUUAGACGUCAGCCGAUGGCCAAAUUUCUGGCCAUCGUUGCCAUGACUGGACCAGAAAAACCGGCCCAGCAUCCCCGCGGCACCACCGAGCAAGGAGGGCGUCCCGCAAGGCACCACCAGAUUCACCUGCCCGCUGCGGCGUUCAUGCUGCGAGGUCUACAGUAAUCGGGAGGACUGUCGUCACGACACCGGCCAAGAUGAAGUUCGGAUUCGUCGAGCUGCCCAGACAGCGGCCUCACCAUUCGGCUCCGAAGGUCUCGGCUGCCAGUUCAGGCGGCGCCGAAGGGUGCGGCGAUGUCUGCCGCUUGACACUGCUGAGGAAGUACAGCGUUCCGGUGGGCAUCACGCUGAUUCCAAGCAUCGGGGGCGCCUUCUGCUCCCUAUACCUCCGCAAAGAGCACCGACACUGGUACGAGAACCUUCGCAAGCCCGUGUGGUGUCCCCGCCAGUGGGCCUUCUUCCCAGUGUUUAACGCGUGCUACGCCUCGAUGGGCCUCGCCUCUUACAUGGUGUACGCGCAGCAGGGCUACCAGGGUUCCACCAGGCUCGCACUGCAGCUGUACGGCACCCAGCUGGUGCUCGCCUGGUUCUGGGUGCCGUUGCUCUUCAGACGACGAAUGCUGGGACUGGCCCUGGUGGACUCCGUGCUGCUGGCCGGGUUCUCCGGCGCGACGCUCUGGUGCUUCGCGCCCAUCAGCACCAGCGCCGCCGCCAUUUUCGUGCCCUCCUUCCUCUGGUCCGUCUACCUCAUGCUCACCUCUCUCUUCCUCUGGAGGCGCAAUUCCAUCGUCCUCAAGAACGGCUAGGAACGAUAAAUUCUGAACUUUCACCCCCCGCCGCCGUACGGCGCAAUAACCCGUAUACCCGAUAUUGCUUACCCGUGAAUGGGGUCCCGGAAAACGGAGAUCGAGGAAAAGAAAUUAUUGCCAUUACUUGUUUCGAACAUACUGAUUGUUUGGGUACUCUUGUGCUUUAACGAACGCUAUA
This is a messenger RNA of Dermacentor silvarum, 1016 nucleotides long. Its product is annotated as translocator protein. Gene Ontology annotation, cellular component: mitochondrial outer membrane. The record is from RefSeq and is a predicted model, not a curated record. The transcript is spliced from 5 exons. The coding region runs from base 227 to 835 and encodes 202 amino acids. NCBI's taxonomy places the organism in Eukaryota, Metazoa, Arthropoda, Arachnida, Ixodida, Ixodidae.